AUGUCAGACCCUGGCGCUCCGGAGGCCGCCUCAGGCCCGGGGCCCCGGGGCCGCAGGAGGACGUGGGCCGAGCUGCUGGCGGGAAGGGUCAGGAGGCCGAAGCCCGGCCGUGAGCGCGGACAGCAGGUCCAGGCGGCCGCCGCGCAGCUCCUGAGGCGCCAUCUGAACCUGGGACAGCUCCUGCUCGAGGUGGAAGGCCCGCCGGCGAAGCUGCCUCUCAGCAGGUGGAUGGACCGCGGCAGACCCGGGGCGCUCAUCGGCUCCGCUUUACGAGAUCAAGCCUCGCGGCUGGGGCUUCCAGUGGCGGUCCUGUCCAGCCAGACGGUGGCCUCCGCCUUUGUGCAGAUCUGUGAGGUGCACGCUGAGCCCUCUCGUGGGGUGCUGCUGGAUCCGGAGCAAAGAAAGAAAUUGUUUUCCUUGUUAGAGAUCGCUGGGCAUUUAUUAGCACACAGUAUGUUCUCCCGUCUCUCCUUCUGUGAAGAAUUGUGGAAAGUACAGGAUUCUUUGUUGCUGGAAGCUGUGUGGCAUCUUCAUACACAAAACAUUGUGAGCCUUCAAGAACUGCUGGAAAGCCAUUUGGACGUGCAGGUGGUGGUAGCAUGGCUCUUCAGGAACCUGCGUUGUCUGUGUGAGCAGACAGAAGAGUCCUGUCAGCACAUCGACAUCAGUAGGUCUAUGCUUUCUGAUUUUGUGCAAAUGUUUGUUUUGAGGGGAUUUCAGAAAAUCUCAGGUCUGAGAAGAAAUGAGGCUGAACGAAUGCCCCAGAUUGCUGCGGCUGUAUUGCAGAAAAUGCUGCUCUUUGCACUUGAAACCUUGGCUGCCGGCAGCGUGCAGGAGGAGUCCUCAGCACACAAGGCAGUGAGAUGCUGGUUCAGUGGAUUCAGUGGGCACGCGCUCCGCAGUAUAAUUUCAACAGAUUCUCCGAAGAGGUUUUUCAGGCACACACUGACUCAGAUACUCACUUAUCAGCCUGUGCUGAAAGUCUCCGAUGCUGUUCAAAUGCAGAGGGACUGGAGCUUCUCCAGGACCCACCCUCUGCUCACCGGCCUGUACCGCAGGCUCUUUGUGCUCCUGAGUCCAGAGGAGCUGGUCAACCACUUACAAGAAGUGCUGGAGACGCACGAGGUGAACUGGCAGCAUGUGCUGUCCUGUGUGUCCACAUUGGUGGUCUGCUUCCCUGGAGCACAGCAGCUGGUGACCGAUUGGGUUGCCCAUUUGCUGACCCGUGCGUUUGAGAACUUCGACCUGGACAGCAUGGUCACUGUGUUCCUGGUUGUACGUCAGGCUGCGCUGGAGGGCCCCUCCGUGUUCCCAUCCUAUGCAGACUGGUUCCAGGCCUCCUUUGGGAGUGCAAGGGGUCACCACUGCAGUAGCAAGAAGGCGCUGGUCUUCCUCUUCAAGUUCCUGUCCGACCUCGUGCCCUUUGAGGCCCCCCGGUACCUGCAGGUGCAUAUUCUCCACCCACCCCUGGUCCCCAGCAAGUACCGCUCCCUCCUCACAGACUACGUCUCGCUGGCUAAGACACGGCUGGCUGACCUGAAGGUUUCUGUGGAAAACAUGGGGCUCUAUGAGGAUUUGUCUACAGUUGAGGAUGUCAUAGAGCCUCAUAGCCAGGCAUUCCAGGAUGUGGAGAAAGCUAUCCAGGUGUUUGAACACACAGGGAAAAUUCCCGUUGCUGUCAUGGAGGCCAGCAUUUUCAGGAGGCCCUACUAUGUCUCUCACUUUCUGCCUGCCCUGCUCACGCCUCGAGUGAUCCCGAGUGCCCCUGAUUCCCGAGCAGCCUUUAUAGAGUCCCUGAAGAGAGCAGAUAAAAUACCCCCGUCUCUGUAUUCCACUUACCACCAAGCCUGCUCUGCUGCUGAAGAGAAGAGACCAGCAAAUGUAGCCCUGGGACUGAAGGUGGAGGUGGAACCCAGCUGUGCGGAAGGCUCCCUGGGACUGUUGACAGCUGCACUUCUAGAGCUCAGGGCCGCCAUGACAGACCCUGCCCAGUACGAUGUUUUGUCUGCUCAGAUUGCGUUGGUUUCUGAAAGGCUGAGCUCUGCCCUGGGCCUCAGUGAGGACGAUAGCAGCUCUGAGGUCUCAAAGAUCCAGCUCAGUGUUCUUGCUCCCAAACUGGAGCAGCGGGAGCAGCAGGUCGUGGAUCUACUGCUGACAUCCUUCUGUCAGAACCUAAUGGCAGCCUCCAGCUUUGCCCCACCAGACAGGCAGGGCUCUUGGGCCACCCGCUUUGUGACGGCCACAUGUGGAUGCACGCUCCUCCCUGCUGUGCUCUCCAGGCUCUGCCAGCUUAUCCAUCAGGGCCCGAGCCUGAGUGCCUCACACGUGCUAGGGUUGGCUGCCCUGGUCAUCCACCUCUGCGAGUCCACGUCUGUGCUCCUGGAGGUUCAUGUGGGCCCUCCUCCCCCUGCCAGGGGCCUCUCCAUCCCCGAAUUCUUCAACAGCCUCCUGACGUGCACAUCCAAGGAGUCCUUGCUCUUCUGCCUCAAAUUUUGUACCGCAGCAAUUUCUUACUCUUUGUGUAAGUUUUCUUCCCAGUCAUGUGAUGCUUGGUACAGCUGUUUAUCUCCAGGCCUUAUAAAAAAGUUUCAGUUCAUUGUGCUCAGAUUGUUCUCAGAAGCCCGAGACACUCUCUCUGUGGAGGACACAGCCAGCCUUCCCUGGAGACCCUUGUGUCUGCUGCCUGCAGACUGGCAGCGAGCCUCCCUCUGUCUGUGGAGACAGAGGGCCUUCCAGGAACUGUUGAAGAAGAUGGAAUUUCAUUUAACUUACAGAGACUGGGUACAGCUGGAACUGGAAAUUCACCCUGAAGUGGAUUCUCUUUCAGACAUAGAAAGGCGGGACUUCCACCAGUGGGCCAUCUAUGAGCAUUUCCUCCCUGCACCCUCCACUGCAGGGGGCCUCAGUGGAGACCUGGAGACAGCGUGCACCAUCCUUGUCAAUGUGCUGAUGGACUUCUGCCAAAGCUCAAGGAGUUGCGACCACUCAGAGAAUUCUGAUUUGGUUCUUGGUGGCUCCAAGGGAAAUCGGGAUAUUUUUUCAAGAUUGCAAGAGAUGGCUGCUGACCUGGAACAGGGCUCAGCGAUAGUGCCCCGUGGCCGCGCUCCAUCUCAGGGACACUUCCUCUUCAGGGUUUUCCGCAGCCGGCUCCAGGCUCUGGCAGGCGGAUGGGAUGUGGCCUCUCGCCUUCAGAGACAGCGGGAGCUACUCCUGUACAAAUGGAUUCUCCUAGGCCUUCCUCCAUCUGUCCUCGUCGGCAGCCCCCAGGCAAAACAGCCAGCCCCUGACUUCGCCGAGUUCUUCCACUUGGUCAACUCUGAGCUGAGAAACUUCUGUUCCCAUGGAGGUGCCCUGACACAUGACAUCACCAUCCACUUCUUCAGGGGGCUGCUCUAUGCCUGCUCACGAAGCAGAGAUCCCACCCUGACUGCUGACCUGACCCUGACCGCCUGCCAAACCGAGUGCCCCUUGGUUCUGACCUCCGCUCUGUUGUGGUGGCCGCGCCUGGAGCCCGAGCUUCACUGUCGGUGGAAGUGCUUCCAGAGCCCACUGCCCCAGGAGCUGCAGAGGCUGCGGGAGGCCUGGCAGUUUGCCAGCAGCCUCCUGUCCCCCGACACAGUGUCCCCCGCCCCAAGCCCGGCCUGGGUCUCGGCCGCGGCACUGUACUUUGCAAUUCAACAAGCUGGGAAAGGGAGCCUGAGGAGAAGCCUGGAGAGGCUGCACUGCCCUGGGGAGGAGGCAAGGACAGCUCUGCACUGCCCUGGGGAGGAGGCAAGGACAGCUCUUCUCUUACCUUUCGUUCCCCAGUGGCUCGUUGUCAGUGUUCCGCUUCUGGUUGUCCUGUUUUUCUUUUCCCUGCUGGGCUUGCUGUCGUCACAUCUGACCCCACACGCUGUCGACUCCCUGAGGGCUUUGGACAUUUGUGCCGAGAUCUUGAGGUGUUUGGAGAAGAGGAAAGUGUCCUGGCUGCCACUCUUUCAGUUGACAGAGACAGAUGCCGGCCUGGGACACGUCCUCCUCCACCUGGCCCCGGAACAGCAUAUCAAGCUGCUGCCAGUCGCCUUCUACAGUCUUACCUUCAGCCUCCUCUCCUACUUUGAUGAAGACACCCUCAUCCAGGAUGACGCCUUCCUGCAUGUUGCUGUGGACAUGUACCUGAAGCUGCUUUGCCUCUUUGUAGCCGGGGAGACAGGUGUACUCUUGACUGCAGGCGGCAGGAGCCAGGAGCUCCAGGGCCAGGGCGGCCCUGUUGGCCUGAUAACAAAAGCUCGUCUUUUCCUGCUACAAUCAAUACCUCGGUGCCCCAGAAAGAGCUUCUCAAACAUGGCAGAGCUGCUGGCUACUCGUGGAGACAGUGACCCAGAAAUGAGUGCCGCCCUCCUGAGCAGGCAGCAGGCUAUGCAGGACAAUGGCUUCUCCCAGGAGCCCCACCUCUUCUGACUGCAACCCCACAUGCACCACUCCUUUGUAAAUAAUUUAUUACGAGCAUGACAUGGAGCUCCUGUUGCACUAAAAAGUGGAAUACAAAUCUCCUUUUGCUUUAGUAGGGAACAGGAAUCAAUUAUUUAAAGUUUG
Molecule: messenger RNA, 4575 nt
Organism: Miniopterus natalensis
Lineage: Eukaryota; Metazoa; Chordata; Mammalia; Chiroptera; Miniopteridae
Source: RefSeq, a predicted model, not a curated record